AUGUCAGGGAUUAUUUCGCUAAUUAAAGGCAACGUCGUGACUCCUUCGGAAGUCCUCUAUGAUGGCUUCGUGGUUGUCGUGGGUGGUCUCAUUGAGAGCGUGGGCGGCUCGGCAGAUUUGCCUUCCGAGAAGGACCUCAAGCAAAAGUACGGCGACGCCCAGGUCGAGAUCGUGGAGGGGGGGUUCAUCCUUCCCGGGUUUGUGGACAUACACAACCAUGGCCUUGGAGGAACUGGCGACGUUAUCGCUCACUGGACGAAUCCCGAAUAUUCACUGAAGGAGUUGGCGCGGUGUGGAACGCUUUGUGUUUUGGCAUCCAUGAUCUUCUCAUCGGAGCACAAGAGCACCGUCAAAAAGGCUGUUAAAGAAGUUGAGGCGCGUGUCGGUGCUUACAUUCCUGAUUGCUGCGUUCUUGGCGGCAUCCACGCGGAGGGGCCGGUUAUUCAGGAUCGAGGAGGUCUGCCUGCUUGUGAAAGCAGGUGGACGCUUGAACGUUUUAAAGCACUGUGCGCCACGAUGCCGUCUAUGCGAGUAAUGACGAUAUCACCUCACAUUGACGCGCGCAGCAACUACGAGCUCAUCCGUCAUCUCCUCGCUAUCGGAGUUCGCCCAUCACUUGGACACGACCGCGUCGCAACAAAGAAGGAGAUUUUGGGUGCCUUGAAACUUGCAACCUCGCUGGAAGACAGGCUGCAUCUUACACACGUGUACAAUGUGAUGUCUUUCCAUCAUCGAAAUCCGUCUCUCAUCAAUGUGGCGCUUUGCUCCUCGUUUCCCAAUGCGGAAAUUUACAAGGGUGCCAUUACCCCAUAUAUUGAAAUUAUUGGAGACCUUGUCCAUUCUGACGCCAUUCCUCUGCAUGUAGCACUUUCUUCCAGGAGUUGUGAUGAGGUUGCCCUCAUCUCAGACUGUAUAUCAGAAAACCGUCACGGGAAGCGCUUUACGUACGAUGGACGAUUAAUUUCCGUUCGCGCUGAAGGCGGUUGCUGUCUCUGUGACGCAUCCGGCCGACACACUAAAACGCUUGCAGGCGGCACCAGCUCUCUGGCAGAUCAGUUUAUGAAUUUGGUCACUCUCAUGCGGGUGGACCUCGUUUCUGCCUGUAAGUUGGUCGCCACGACACCUGCCAAAAUUGCCCGCUUGGAUGGGCUUGGCUCAAUUGAGCGAGGAAAGAAGGCCAACAUUUUGCUUCUUAACUCAGAACUGAACACGAUAACAAAACGUAUGAUUUACGGAAAUUGGACUGCACAUGGUGAGUACCGUCUACUGAGGCCAUCCAUGUCCCACAUGUGA
Trypanosoma conorhini is the source of this 1293-nucleotide messenger RNA. Its product is annotated as putative N-acetylglucosamine-6-phosphate deacetylase-like protein. Gene Ontology annotation, biological process: N-acetylglucosamine catabolic process. The transcript has a single exon. Gene Ontology annotation, molecular function: N-acetylglucosamine-6-phosphate deacetylase activity. Lineage: Eukaryota; Euglenozoa; Kinetoplastea; Trypanosomatida; Trypanosomatidae. Bases 1 to 1293 code for a protein of 430 amino acids. The record is from RefSeq and is a predicted model, not a curated record.